AUGCUUUCAUCAAACAGUGUCUCCAAAGUAUAUGCUGAUGUUUUAGCGUCCAAACCCCAAUCCUACUGGGACUAUGACGACCUCAAUAUAAAAUGGAAUCCCCAGGAAAAUUAUGAAAUUAUUAAAAAAUUGGGAAGAGGUAAGUAUUCAGAAGUGUUUUUGGGUAUAGACCUUGUUAAGGGGGAAAAAGUGGUGAUAAAGGUGUUGAAACCUGUCAAGAGGAAAAAGAUCAAGAGAGAGAUAUCGAUAUUGAAAAACUUGGUUGAUGGCCCUAAUGUGGUUGCCUUGUUGGAUGUGGUAAGAGAGCCACAACUGAAAACGCCAGGACUUAUUUUCGAAAACAUCAACAAUAUAGAUUUCCGGACGUUGUAUCCAACAUUCACCGAUUACGACAUCAGAUUCUACAUGUAUGAGCUAUUGAAGGCGUUAGAUUAUUCCCAUUCUAUGGGCAUCAUGCACAGAGAUGUCAAACCUCAUAAUGUUAUGAUUGAUCACGAACAGAAAAAAUUGCGGUUGAUAGAUUGGGGUUUGGCAGAAUAUUACCAUCCAGGAACAGAGUAUAACGUUAGAGUAGCAUCGCGGUACUUUAAGGGCCCUGAAUUGUUGGUUGACUAUAGAUUGUACGAUUACUCGCUAGAUCUUUGGUCGUUUGGGUGUAUGCUUGCUUCCAUGGUGUUCAUGAAGGAGCCAUUUUUCCAUGGUAAAUCAAACACUGAUCAGUUGGUACAGAUUGUUCGUGUUUUAGGAUCAAACAACUUGAACAAGUACUUGGACAAGUACAACUUGGUUUUGGGGGACGAGUAUGAAGAUAUUGGAUACUACAAUAGAAGACCUUGGGAACGCUUUAUCAAUGAAAAUAAUCAACAUCUUGUGACGAAUGAAUUUUUGGACAUCAUUGACAAGUUGUUGAGGUACGACCAUCAAGAGAGAUUGACCGCGAAAGAAGCUAUGCAACACCCUUACUUUGACCCUGUAAGGGCCAACUCGCAGCAGUAA
Messenger RNA from Lodderomyces theae, 996 nucleotides. RefSeq names its product casein kinase 2 catalytic subunit (gene CKA1). Gene Ontology annotation, biological process: regulation of transcription by RNA polymerase III; DNA damage response; protein phosphorylation. Bases 1 to 996 code for a protein of 331 amino acids. The record is from RefSeq and is a predicted model, not a curated record. NCBI's taxonomy places the organism in Eukaryota, Fungi, Ascomycota, Pichiomycetes, Serinales, Debaryomycetaceae. Gene Ontology annotation, molecular function: ATP binding; protein serine/threonine kinase activity. Gene Ontology annotation, cellular component: protein kinase CK2 complex; cytosol; nucleus. The transcript has a single exon.